AUGUGGCUGAGGUUCGCCGAACGCUGGGCGCGCGGCUCGGGGGCGGGAGCGGCGGCGCAAGAGGCGAGCGCCAGCGCCGCGACCAGCAGCCUCAGCGGGCGCGUUCGCGAACGCAUGACGCGCCGCGCCCAUGGCAGCCGCGCGGGCGCCGUCACUGCUCAGCACCACCCCGCAUACCCUGCACUAACACCGGCUGGCUCGAGCCCCGCGGAUUGGCGCCCAACGUGCCCCACACCGCAUACCCUACACAAUCCAAUGCGACCACUAGGCUAG
Molecule: messenger RNA, 273 nt
Organism: Parnassius apollo (apollo)
Lineage: Eukaryota; Metazoa; Arthropoda; Insecta; Lepidoptera; Papilionidae
Source: the annotation of a GenBank genome assembly